CAAGCUCAACGAUUUCAAGUUCACCCCAACACUAGCAAUCUCUCCAAAAGGAAAAACAGAGAAGGAAACCCUAGUUUGGCGAAUCGGCCUCUACGAUCCGAGAAAGCCAAAUCACUCGCUAAAUCCAACCGCCGAUCUGUCGUUUAGCCCUGAUGUCAAGCGCUUGGACAAAUAUGAGCUUUGGAAUCAUACAUACGGAUGUAUAUGGGGAGUGGGACAAAUCAGGGUGGAGUUAUGGGUUUUUAUAUAUAAUUGGAGAUUCUUGCUCACUCUCAGAAGAUCAAUUCGUCUGCAAAAAUUUUAGACAGGAUGAGUAGAUCAAAUUUUAGUUCAAAUAAAUUAUAGCUUUGGAGCAUCUUGGAGCAUAUGAGCAAUGGAGUUUGUGGAGCACCGCUCACCUCGAGGAUUGCUCUCUUGGUUUGCUUCAUAGUUUUUGUUUUGAAUUAAUUAUGUUAUUGUUAAAUUGGGUACUUGAUGUUGGUGAAUCUAUGAAAUUAUUCGGUAAUUUUUUUCUCAUCCUUCACAAACAUCUAAAAUUUGUUUUUUCAAAUAUGUAUGAUGCCCUCAUCCAAAAAUACAUGUGACGUUCUAACUUCUCUAUGCAGGAUUGCAGUGAAACGUGUUUACGAAGUCUUCAGUCCGAAACCAGAAAUGAGUGGCCGUUUUUCUCGCACAAUCUACGUUGGAAACCUUCCCUCGGACACAAGAGAAUGGGAAGUUGAAGAUUUAUUCUACAAGUACAGGUGUAUAUUGGAUAUUGAGUUGAAGAUUCCUACUUGCCCUCCUUGUUAUUGUUUUGUGGAGUUUGAUAAUGUUCGGGAUGCAGAAGACACAAUCAGGGGUCGAGAUGGCUAUAACUUUGAUGGAUGUCGAUUGAGGGUUGAGCUUGCUCAUGGUGGCAGAGGGCAAUCCUCUUCAAGUGAUCGCCACGGUGGUUAUUAUGGGGGAGGAGGCGGCAGCGGGGGGCGUUUUGGCAUUUCUUGCCAUUCUGAAUAUCGAGUCAUUGUUCGUGGGCUUCCAUCAUCUGCUUCAUGGCAAGAUUUGAAGGAUCACAUGCGAAAAGCUGGCGAUAUGUGUUUUGCUGAAGUUUCGCGAGACAGUGAGGGUACCUUUGGCCUGGUUGAUUAUACAAAUUAUGAAGACAUGAAAUAUGCUAUUCGGAAACUUGAUGAUACUGAGUUUAGAAAUCCUUGGACAAGAACUUAUAUGCGGGUAAGGAGAUUCGAUGCCAGUCCAUCAAGGAGCCGAAGUAGAAGCAGAAGCCCAAGGAAGAAUAUAACCAGAUCACCUGAACAAUCUGUUUCCAGAUCUGCAUCUCCUGUCAAAUUGUCCGGGCCUAGAUCUUGGUCAAGGUCAGCAUCUCCCCACCAGGUGCGCUCAAGCAGUCCCUGAUUCCAUCGGCCCUGGGUUGACUUCUUGUACCCUGCUUGGAGGGGAUAGUUAUGAGAGGAUGCUAGCUGUGAAUCUGUGUGUGAACUGGAAUUGUCAUUUAAAGCAGAAAUUUUAGAACUUAGCAUUGCUACAUUAUAUCCAUCAUGGUUGUGAUGUUAUACCUUGGAUGAUAUCUACCCUCUCAAGGCUUUGGUACGAUAGAUUUCCAUAUUUCAUUCUAAACCUGUCCACAUAUACUACUGCAGUUUUGGCUUUGGAGUCACUUUGGUUAG
Molecule: messenger RNA, 1664 nt
Organism: Ilex paraguariensis (yerba mate)
Lineage: Eukaryota; Viridiplantae; Streptophyta; Magnoliopsida; Aquifoliales; Aquifoliaceae
Source: the annotation of a GenBank genome assembly